AUGGUUGGAAGGGGCUGGAACCUCAUUUGGAAACUCUUGGUCCCUCCUCGUGUUAAAAUUUUCGUUUGGAAAUUGGCUCAUGGUAAGCUCCCAACUGGCAACUAUUUGUAUAAUAUUAACAUUGGUCCUGAUACUUCCUGUACUCUCUGCGGUCUCUUUCCUGAGACGGCGGACCAUCUACUCUGGCAUUGUCGCUGGGCUAUUUCCUGUUGGGAUACUAUCUUCACUUGGUUGGGCUUGGAUCAUUCCUUCCACAUCCUCCUCUGCAAUGGAUCUUGGCUUACUUGCAACUUCUUAUGUGCCUUUAGCUGUGAUUUUGCCAGGGCCCUCAUUGCUUUGGUCGCUUGGCACAUCUGGACUGUGAGAUGUCAUAAAAUCUUUCGGCAUUCCCUGCCUAAUUUCAGCCAGAUACCUUCUAAAGCCUGGGCUAGCGCCCAUGAUUACUUUUCUGUCCAUGGUUUUCUUUGCAGGAACUUGACUCGGGGUCUGAUUCCCUUCCAUCCUGCUCUCUGGGUGUUCUCUGAUGCCGCUUGGGACCCUCUCACCGGUAAGGCUGGCUUUGGAUUCAUCAUCACCACUAAUAGAAACAUCAUUCUCCUUGCAGGUGCUGCCGGUGACACCUGCGCUUCCUCAAUUGACGCUGAGCUCCAUGCCAUUCAUCUCGCCUUGACUCAUUGCUGUUCUAACAACUGGUCUCCAAGCAAGCUUUACUCUGAUUGCCGAUGCGCGCUCGAUCUUAUUGACAACUUCAACAAUGUGACCGCCUGGCGCUCUGCCGAUAUCAUCCACUCCAUCAAACGCUUCACUUAUCAAUGGCCGGAUUUAACUUGGGAGCAUGUUCCCCGCGACUUCAACUGUGUGGCCGACAGCCUCGCCCAUUUCGGCAGCCUCAACCCACAGAUUUCUCUCUUUGCGCAGGGCCGCGAUCGCCCUCGUUGGCUUGACGACCUAUGCUCUUCUUCGAACUUCUCCUUUUAA
Messenger RNA from Dioscorea cayenensis subsp. rotundata (Guinea yam), 978 nucleotides. RefSeq lists its product as uncharacterized. The coding region runs from base 1 to 978 and encodes 325 amino acids. Gene Ontology annotation, molecular function: RNA-DNA hybrid ribonuclease activity; nucleic acid binding. The transcript has a single exon. NCBI's taxonomy places the organism in Eukaryota, Viridiplantae, Streptophyta, Magnoliopsida, Dioscoreales, Dioscoreaceae. The record is from RefSeq and is a predicted model, not a curated record.